UACUUAAAAAAAAAAAUGUAAAAAUUAUUAAACUUAUAUUAGAUUUUAAUUUUUCAAAGUUGAAAAGGCACUGAUUUUGUAUCGCUUUUAUAUCAUGCCACGUCACCUGAUCACGGCAGGCCUAUAAAUAGGCAUGAUGAUACACAAACUUCACAUACCCACCCAGUUACUGGGCGCUUCCCACAGCCUGAAGCUCACGCAAUGCUAAAUUCCCUAUGAAAUGGAACGUAUGUUAUGUAGAUUAUCCGCCAUACAAGUCCCUGCAAAUGAGCUAUUACAAUAGACAGAUUAAAAGUAUUAGAACAAGUACGUUAAUAUAGACCUGUGAUUUGAGUUACUGUACAGCAGGAACUACUAUCAGAGCUAGAAAAUUAAUCAACAUCUUUUGACCAAGCAACUCUGUGCCAUAGGCUAUACAAAUGAUUACACAUUAGUUAAAUAUUUGUAGCCUGUCUAUUAUAGUAUUGCAGUGUGUUUGACCAUAAAUGUUAAAUAAACGUCUCCUUACAGAAAACGUCGCGAUUAGGCUGUACGUUUUUAUUUGUUAAAUAAUUUGUUCAUCUGUUCAAGUCCCUGUGAACGAGCUGUUACUAGUAUUCGGUUGAGUGCAUUAAUAUAAAUAUAAUUACAUAAUUAAUAUAAACUUGUGUUUGCAGCUGCACGGUUAUCAGAGUUGAUGGUUUAGUAAAUGAAUCAGAAUGAAUCUUCUGACCAAUCAGAAUAGAGAAUUCAACAGCGUGCAUGCGUGGGUGUGCGAGAGAAACACUUCCGGACAGUUAUUAGGUGUACAGUAUAUACCCUACUGUAAAGCGAACCGCGAAUCUCGUUAAUCCUCGCGCUGUCCUGUUUCCGGAAACUGCGCGCGAGGACGCAGAAGACGAACGAAUCCCGCGUACUCUCUCGCGCUUCUAAGUGUUGACGGUAACUAACGAACUUCCUAAGCUGUAGAUCCGGGAUGCGAUGAAGUAAUCUAUGAAGUGUCGUGUGUGAUGUCGGUGUGAGAAGCUCAAGCACUCGAACAGGUGUGUUUAAAAGCAGGGCACAGGCAUUAAGCGGAGUCAUGGCUGAAGCAGUAACACCCAACACAGUCCACCUAACCUCCUGGUUCACUGAGUACCAGAAGAACCACAUUGUGAAGGAUGGUGUCACCCCGAAAUGGUUUCAUGGCACCAUAUCCAGGAAGCAGACUGAGGAGAUGCUAAUGACCAAACCUCCAGGCUACUUCCUGAUUCGUGUCAGUGAGAGCAGAAUAGGAUACACCCUGUCCUACAGAGCUGAGGAUCUCUGCAGACACUUUAUGAUCGACAUUCUUCCAGGAAACCAGUGUGAGAUUGUAGGUGAGAAUGUGCGGCAUUGCUCUCUCUAUGAUCUGGUAGACUUCCACUGCAAAACUCCAAUUCGUCCCUACAAUGAGCUGCUCACUGUAACCUGCGAUCAGGUUGGAAAAAAUAUCUCAGAAGACAUGCCUCCUGCCCUGCCAGCACGUCCCCCAAUUCCAAACCAGAACCUGAGCAUCUCAUCAGACACUUCAGUAAGCCCUCCGAGGCUCUAUCCCAGCCUAGAGCAUGAGCUUAGAUCUCUCAGCUUGGACAGUGUGGGAUCUCCUCUAAACCCUGCACCACAGUCCAGACCAAAAUUCAUCCUCACUCUACCAGAGAUUACCACCAAAUGGUGCUCUGCACAUGCUAAAACCACCACUGGAGGAGAGCAAACUACAGGUUUACCAACAGCCUCCAACCAGAGAACAUCUAAAGACAAAGUACCGCAAAAGAGUCUGGCAGAGUUGAAGUUCACCCGCAUAAACAUAAAUCAGUACAAGAAGAUCUUCAAGAAGAAGAAGAACCAUUCAGAGGAGCACACGUACAUGGAAAUCAAUGAAUCUGAAGUCACAACUGAACCUGCAGCAUUGCAGAUAGAUGCAAACAGGGACCACCAAGAGGUGCAUGGUGUUUCUGGUACAAUCCCAUUGGAAUACCUAAAUCCACCUCCGUUUGCUCCUGGCUAUUGAAACAUAAUCCAAAAGAACAAAUUAAAACGUUUAACAACACUAAUAGGUUUUCACCACAGCCAUUUAUUUAGAAUGUAUUAUAUUUUAUUGUUUUGCCGCACUCCUGGAAUGAUGUAUACAUCUGGAAUAAUAUUCAUAUACACAGUUGUUGAAUGUUCAAUUCUGAUUGGUCAGAAGGCAAUGAUUGAUUUUCUAUAACAGCACCUCUGCUAACAGCUGCAAAUUACAGGCCUAUAUUAAUGCGCUUUUUCUAAUAUAUAUUGUUUCUAUAGUAUCAACUUACUCAGGAUGAUUGUAUAGUGGACGCUCCAUGGAAUCUACAGUAAAAGGAUUCUAAAUAUGUUUUCUAUAUAUAUUUUUUUAACAGUCUCCAGUAUCAGCACUUUGUAACAGUACGUUUUCAGAUAUGUGAAAAUCUUCAUGACCGAAGACUUUCUGGUUUCUGAGUAACAUAUCAAGCUGCAUUUUUUGUCUUAAAGUGAAGGAACAACUGUUUAUGUUUAUAUAACAUAAGUGAUAACAGGAACUAUCUUGUUUCACAGACUUUCCACAACAUUUGUAACUAUAAAUAGUUAAAAAUCAUGAAGUGUCAAACUUUAAUGGUCUGAAAAUUGCAAUGGUACAAGAGGAAUAAAACAGUUUGAGGUGUGCUGUAUUUCCUAUUUUUAAUCUGACAAAGGCAACAUGUAAAUAAUUAUGCUUAUUAUUAUUAUUAUUAUUACUACUACUACUACUACUA
Messenger RNA from Ictalurus furcatus (blue catfish), 2747 nucleotides. RefSeq names its product hematopoietic SH2 domain containing (gene hsh2d). The coding region runs from base 1061 to 2008 and encodes 315 amino acids. The transcript has 6 exons. Gene Ontology annotation, cellular component: cytoplasm. The record is from RefSeq and is a predicted model, not a curated record. NCBI's taxonomy places the organism in Eukaryota, Metazoa, Chordata, Actinopteri, Siluriformes, Ictaluridae.